AAUUUUGUAAUUAUGCCAAAAAAUGGCAAAGGCAAAAGACCUUUCUUUCUCUAUCAAUUAGAAUUUCCCCCAGCACAAGCUACACCAUGAUGCUUGUGGCUUUCCCUAAAGAAUCAAAUUGCUUCUUUCUUACCAUCUGCCUAAAAUGGGUAGAGCCUGCCUUGGAUAUAUGGUGUUUCUUCAACUCACACAAAAAGGCGCUUCUCCUUAUUUCAUAGACAGCAUGUUGAGAAACCAAGUUCAGGAUUUGGUGAUCCCAAGGGCUUCUUUGGAGAAGCCAAGGCGGUCCAUUGGUUCCUCUUAUUCUUAUUCUAAGCUUCCCGAGGAGCCCAUCAAGCUCUCUGUUCGGAAACUGGAUGGCUCUUCCUUUGAUGUUGAAGUUAUAAAGUCAGCCACCAUUGCCGACCUCAAGCUGGCUGUUCAACACGUGUUUAGUCAUAUGCCAAGGAAAGGUCCCGGCAAGAUUUCAUGGCCACAUGUUUGGGGACAUUUUUGCUUGUGCUAUGAUGGUCAGAAGUUGCUCACAGACACUGAUCAUAUCAUGAAUUAUGGCAUCAAGGAUGGUGAUCAGCUUCAUUUUAUUAGGCAUGUCACUUCCAGCUAUAACCUGACAAAGAUUCAAUCAAAGAGAAGAAUGGCUGCCCAAAAACAAUCAUACUUGUCGAUAUCAAGCUCAACGAGCACUUUAGCAUGUGAACAUAACGGUGAAGAAGACGAAGAUGAAGAUGAUAUGGAGGCUGGGACAUGCAAGAGUGGAAAUGACAAGAAGCGAAGUAUGAUUGUACAACAAGAAUGCCAAUUUGGUCAGUUAUGGAGAAGUUGGUCCUCGCAUUCAAAGACGUCAACCAUUAGAAGAAAAGGAUCAAGCCAAGGCAAGGUUUGCCAGCCUAGAGAUGGUACUAGCUUUGUGGGGAAUUUUAGGAAAAUCUAUCAACUUUGGGGUACUACUAAAUAUUCUCCAAAGCCAAAAUGAAGGGACCACUCGGAGGUUGCCUAUAUGCAUUCAUUACUGCUACUGUUGCUUUGACUUAGCUUAGCACUAAGGCUGUUUUGUUCUGAAUCCUUAACAUUAUGUUUUGUGUCACAACUUUUUAAAGGUUGUUUACUUGCAUUAUGUUUCAUGUUUGAUUGUUGGAGUAAUGGAGAAACAAAUUUAUCGGCUUGCAUUUUUA
Gossypium arboreum is the source of this 1172-nucleotide messenger RNA. RefSeq lists its product as uncharacterized. Gene Ontology annotation, biological process: mRNA splicing, via spliceosome. Gene Ontology annotation, molecular function: protein binding. The transcript is spliced from 5 exons. The coding region runs from base 146 to 973 and encodes 275 amino acids. Gene Ontology annotation, cellular component: U12-type spliceosomal complex. The record is from RefSeq and is a predicted model, not a curated record. NCBI's taxonomy places the organism in Eukaryota, Viridiplantae, Streptophyta, Magnoliopsida, Malvales, Malvaceae.